Molecule: messenger RNA, 732 nt
Organism: Penicillium salamii
Lineage: Eukaryota; Fungi; Ascomycota; Eurotiomycetes; Eurotiales; Aspergillaceae
Source: the annotation of a GenBank genome assembly
AUGGGGUUCAAUGUUGAGCUUGCGCGCAUCUCUGCAUUGCCCAAUGACGCUUUCUAUAUCUCGGACUUCAUUACAGAGGCCGAAGAAGACUGGCUGUUACAAAAGGUGACAUCAGCGCCUCUUCCACGCUGGACGCAUCUUUCCCACCGCAGACUCCAGACAUGGCCAUCCGCACUAACCAAAAGUAAUGUACUUCUGGCAUCACCACUGCCAGCUUGGCUCAGGGCUCCAAUCAUCGAGCCUCGAUUCCAAAAACUGGGCAUCUUCAACGAUUCACCACAUCAAGCACCGAAUCAUGUGUUGGUAAACGAGUACCGCCCGGGCCAAGGGAUCAUGCCACAUGAAGACGGAGCAGCAUACUACCCCAUCGUCGCCACAGUAAGCCUGGGCGCACCGAUUGUGCUUGAAUUCUACGACAAGCCCAUCGGCAGAGAUACAGCGACCAAAAAAGAGGAGACAGGGCACACCAAUCGACUGAGAUACAGGAUCUUGCAGGAGAGGCGAAGCUUGCUUGUCACGGGGGACAAGAUGUAUACGGAUUUGCUGCAUGGCAUUGCGGAAACGACCAGGGAUGAAAACCUCAGCCCGGAGACGAUCUGCAAUUGGGACCUCCUGCGGGAUCAGGAAGCCUACAGAAGUGGAUGGAGUGAGCGUGGGACGAGGACGAGUCUCACAUAUCGAGAUGUGCGUCAUGUUGCAAAAAUAGGUAAUACUAUGAAGUUCCUGAGGUGA